Cyclopterus lumpus (lumpfish) is the source of this 3402-nucleotide messenger RNA. It is a transcript of the gene slc5a6b, whose product is annotated as solute carrier family 5 member 6. The transcript has 16 exons. Bases 366 to 2198 code for a protein of 610 amino acids. Gene Ontology annotation, cellular component: membrane. Gene Ontology annotation, molecular function: sodium-dependent multivitamin transmembrane transporter activity. NCBI's taxonomy places the organism in Eukaryota, Metazoa, Chordata, Actinopteri, Perciformes, Cyclopteridae. The record is from RefSeq and is a predicted model, not a curated record. Gene Ontology annotation, biological process: pantothenate transmembrane transport; biotin transport; sodium ion transport.
CCCCGCCCCCCGUUUCAACCCCGGAAGAGAAUUCAAAACAACCUGUGAUCACAUGUGGCGUGGACCGAGAGAUUAGCCGGCGUUUCUGUUCAUUUAACGCGUUAUGAACACAGCAGAAGAGAUGACAUUACAAGAUGACGUGUAAUCAAACGAGAUAAGCGGGUUUAACUAACUCUUUUUAGCGCUUUUGAACGUCUCAGUACAAACAGCAUGGUGCGGAUGACAGUUAGCCUCACCCGGAUUACAUCACUGCUGGUGCGUAAAGGCUCCGGGACUCUCCUGACUGAUGGGUGUGGACAGAGACUCACCCCAUCUGUCUGAAGGAAGACCAAACAUUCUGCAGCCGAGGCUCGGAGACCAUCGGCAUGAACCCGUCCGACCAGAAACACUUCACGGCCGCAGACUAUGUGAUAUUUGCGCUCUUGCUCGCCGCCUCCAUCGGCAUCGGGCUGUACCAUGCUCUCUCAGGGGGGCGUCAGCGCACCACGCAGGAGUUCCUGCUGGCGGACCGGAGCAUGAGCUGUCUUCCCAUUUCGCUGUCGCUCCUCGCCUCAUUCCAGUCUGCCGUGGCGAUUAUCGGCGUACCGGCGGAAGUCUACGCUCACGGUACUCAGUACUGGUUCAUCGGCUGUGCCUACUUUCUCGGUCUCCUCAUUCCCGCCCACGUUUUCAUUCCCGUGUUGUAUAAACUGCAGCUCUCCAGCGCUUACCAGUAUCUUGAACUGCGCUUCAGCAAAGCGGUGCGUAUCUGUGGAACCUUGGCCUUCAUCUUUCAGACAGUUGUCUAUAUGGGAGUUUGUGUGUACACUCCUGCCUUUGCACUCAAUGCAGCUACUGAAUUUGAAUUAUGGGGGUCAGUUCUGGCGACUGGACUCGUGUGCACAUUGUACACAACAAUAGGUGGCUUGAAGGCCGUCAUCUGGACAGACGUCUUUCAGACUGUGGUGAUGUUUGCAGGGCAGCUGGCUGUCAUCGUGGUAGGCGUUCAUCAGACUGGAGGCGUGUCCGAAGUCUGGAGGAAAGUCCGGGAGGGAAACCGCAUCGCUGCUCUGGACCUGAACCCAGAUCCUACCGAGAGACACACCUUCUGGACUCUGGGGGUGGGCGGGGUCUUCCUCAUGCUGUCCCUGUAUGGAGUCAACCAGGCUCAGGUCCAACGGUAUCUCAGCGCCCGCACGGAGAAAGAGGCUGUCAGGUCGUGCUACAUGGCGUUUCCCUCCCUGCAGUUGUCUCUGGCUCUGAGCUGUGUGAUGGGACUGGUCAUGUUUGCACUUUACUGUGGAGAGGACCACUCCGACAAGCUGGCCACCUCUUCAAAGGAUGCGAUGGUGAUAUACUUUGUGAUGGAUAUGCUGCAAGGUCUGCCCGGUCUACCCGGACUGUUCGUUGCGUGCUUGUUCAGCGCCGCUCUCAGCACCAUCUCUUCUGCUUUUAACUCUCUGGCCACCGUGACGAUGGAAGACCUCGUCAAACCACAUUUCCCCGCCAUGACGGAGGCGAGAGCCACCCUGCUGUCCAAAGCCUUAGCUUUGUCCUACGGGCUGCUGUGUAUGGCCAUGGCCUACUUCACUCACCUGAUGGACGAUUCCGUUCUCCAGGUGGCUUUGAAAAUCUUCGGCAUGGUCGGCGGUCCCGUCCUCGGCCUGUUUUGUCUCGGGAUGUUCUUCCCGUGGGCCAACGCCACCGGGGCGCUGGCCGGUUUGGGAACCGGUCUGGCUUUGGCGUUCUGGGUCGGCAUCGGGAGCAUCGUCGCCCGUGGUUCCGGCGCGAGGCCGCUGCCGGCCGGCUGCAACGCGACGUCUGCACUUCAUGCCGCAUUCGCAAACGUCACUCUGAGCCGACCGUCUGGGCUGCACCGGUUGUAUUCGUUGUCCUACAUGUGGUACAGCGCUUUCGGCUGCUUCACGGUCAUUCUAACCGGCCUGGUCGUCAGCUUCCUCACAGGCCCGAUGAAAGAAGAAGAUGUGACACCGGGCACCAUCUAUCCCUUGAUGGGGAAGCUGGUGUGUUUUCUACCUGAACAUCUCAAAAAGAAGCUCUGCUGCGUGACUCCUCUGGGACAGACGCUCCCAGCUCAACACAAAGAAGGCAACGGACUGGCCUCGCCACAAGAGGACGGAGCAUCGCGGGGAGAGGCGGACCGAUUUCUUCCUGAGCUUCGAGCUUCGGCUCUCGUGGAGCACGAAACCACCGUGUGACGUCGCAGUUUAACGCGUUUUCCUUGUGGAGUUGUGAUCUAAGGACAAAAUGUGAAUGUGAGCGGAGCGUCGUCCAGGCAACACAAGAGAAGACGCUGCAGCUGAGCCUGUUGUUCUUCUACAGAACACAGUUUACAUGCAUAUUGGUCAACUUCAGGUUUCACCAUCUCCGUCUGUUACUGGUGUGUGGACAUGUCUUUAUUUUGUAUUUUUUUUAAAGACUGUUCAAUUUGAAUUAUUUAAAGUCCCGUGAACUUAAGAGCCAAAAAAAGAAAAAUGUUUUCUACCGGUAUUGAUUCUAUAUGUUUAACUACUGCAGCUGUGUGAAAGGUCCUGUGUGAGAACGUAUGAGUGCAUUUUGGUCUGUAUUGCAGCUGAAACACUGAGAAAGAUAAAAAAACGGUUUUGUAGUUAUCCCAUUUGCAUUGUCGGGCCCUUUUUAAAAAUGUUUAAUUAUUUUUUUAUUUUUUAUUUAUGCAACUGAAAAAAAAUAAUUUCAAUCAUAAGUCUCGUUCUGAAAACUCACAUCACAUUACAUGUUGGAAUCAUCCAAAUAUUCGACGACGCUUUCUGUGCACAACAAACCCUGACAACAUGGCCACUCCUCUUCCCAUCAGUCAUAAACACAAAGGGUUGUAUAAUAAUUCCAGCAGGUCUAUAAUAGUUUUAUGAGUGGCUGUAAUUUCAUGCCUCUGCUGGUUUUUGCUUGUGAUUUUUCUGUGAGAUCCCACUGCACCUACGAACAUAUUUAAAAUGCAGAAAUAUCACAACUGUGGAUUACCAAAAUAAAAACUGAUACUAAAUACUAACACACUGCAUACUACGUACUGCAAUGCAUUGUGGGGCAGUUGAGUGUGCAGUAAACUAACGUAUCGACGGCCCAAAAGUGUUUGAGGGCUCCCUGGCAGACAUGUUGAGCCCUUUAUGAACCUUUUCCGUGAGUCAGCAUUAUAUGCAGACUUUGCCCAAGGGAAUUACCCACAAUUCAUUGCAACGUGAAGUUAAACACAAGGUAACCAGUGGAAGCAUGGGGACGUAAACAAAGAGGGCGGCACGUGGGUGUUCAACCUGGUGAAUGACAAUUAACACAACAACAUUAAGGAUAUUUCAUUUAGCCUUUGAAGCUCUCGUCUCGUGUGGAAAGAGCCCGAAAGACGUUCAAAUCAAUAAAAAGUAUAAAAUAAAUACCCACAAUUGUACAUCA